AUGAUCUUCAAUGACAUGGGAUUCGAUUGUGUUGUCCUUCACUCUAUGAUGACUCAGCAGAACCGCUUAGCUGCCCUGGCCAAGUUCAAAUCCAGCCAAGUCCGCAUCCUCAUUGCCACUGAUGUCGCCAGCAGACUUCAGCCACCAGUUCCUCAUACUGAAGCAGCUUUCUUUCACAAGCCUCUUCAAUCCCUUCUUCCCAUGCCACCAUCUGGCCUCAGUCCAGAUACAACACCCUCUAACGGCAGUGUAGCAUCAACCAACACUCUCCACUUCAAUAUAGGCUGGCGUGACCUGGAAAAUGGGCAUGUUUUACAACAUUAUUCCCCAACCUCCUUACAUGUCGUCUUUCUUUCCUUCUUUUUCUUCAUUUAUAACUGCUAUCUGCCCAAUGUCCCUAUCGUUCAUCAUCAAAUGCCUGCAGGCAAUGUAAUGAAGAAAGUCUUCAGAUUUCACUGGCCUUCUUUUGAUCACUUUUCUGUUAGAAAGAAGCAGCUUCUUUCAAUUUUUCCAUUUCUCUUCCAGACCAUUUAG
Molecule: messenger RNA, 534 nt
Organism: Acanthosepion pharaonis
Lineage: Eukaryota; Metazoa; Mollusca; Cephalopoda; Sepiida; Sepiidae
Source: the annotation of a GenBank genome assembly